Pezoporus flaviventris is the source of this 1798-nucleotide messenger RNA. RefSeq names its product trophoblast glycoprotein (gene TPBG). Gene Ontology annotation, molecular function: protein binding. Gene Ontology annotation, cellular component: plasma membrane. NCBI's taxonomy places the organism in Eukaryota, Metazoa, Chordata, Aves, Psittaciformes, Psittacidae. The coding region runs from base 198 to 1322 and encodes 374 amino acids. The record is from RefSeq and is a predicted model, not a curated record. Gene Ontology annotation, biological process: negative regulation of canonical Wnt signaling pathway. The transcript has a single exon.
UCCCCUACCGCCAGGUCUCGCUGAGAAAGCGGAGCCGAGCCAGCCCCGGAGGGGAAGCGCCUGUCCCCGGACAAGGGGCUGCCAGGAGCAGGCAGCGCCCCAGCGGGAGCCGAUUCCCGCCUCUCCUCGUCUCGCCUCGCCGCGCCGCCCGGAGCCGAAGGCGCCCGGAGGGCAAAGUUGUGUGCGGGGCCGGCGCGAUGCCGGGGCGCGGCGCGCUCUGCCUGGGGCUGCUGCUGCACGUCCUGCUGGGCUGCGGCUCGGCGCAGCAGCCCGGCAGCUGCCCGGACCUCUGCAAGUGCUCGGAGCCGGCCAAGACAGUGAAGUGCGUGAACAGGAACCUUGCGGCGGUACCGCCCGACCUGCCGCCCUACGUGCGCAACCUCUUCCUCACCGGCAACCGCCUAGCCCGCCUGCCGCCCGGCGCCUUCCCCGCCCAGCGCCUGCCCGACCUCAGCGCCCUCAACCUCAGCGGCAACCACCUGCGGACCGUGGAGGCAGGCGCCCUUGCCCUGCCCGCCCUGCGGCAGCUGGAUCUCAGCGGCAACCCCUUGCUGUCCCUCAGCCCGCACGCCUUUGGGGAGGGCGGGAGCCCUCUGGAGGAGCUGUCCCUCCGUGGGGCCCUGCGUGACCACGGCGUCCUCCUCAGCCUGGCCACCAUGCUGCAGUCCGGGACACUGCGCAACCUCAGCCGCCUGGAGCUGGCGGACAACGGGUUGCUUCUGCUGCCCCCCGGCAUGUUCACGGCCCUGCCCGCCCUGCAGCAGCUGGACCUCAGCAACAACUCCCUGGUGGGCCUGGGAAACGUCUCCUUCCAGGGGCUGAGCCAGCUGCAGAGCCUCAACCUCAGCGACAACUCCCUGGGCAUUCUGAGGAACGACACCCUGGCCCAGUUCCGUGGCCUGCCCGCCCUUCGGCGCAUCAGCCUGGGCCGCAAUGCCUGGGUCUGCGACUGCACCAUCGAGGACCUGGUGGCCUGGCUCAAGGAGAGUGAUCAGGUGGAGGGCAAAGAAGCCCUGACCUGUGCCUAUCCCGACAAGAUGCUGGGCAAAGCCCUGCUGAAGAUCAGCAGCUUGGACCUGAACUGCUCUGUGCCCAUAGACCUGCCUUCCCAGCUACAGACUUCGUAUGUCUUCCUAGGGAUAGUCUUGGCUCUCAUCGGGGCCAUUUUCCUCCUGGUUUUGUAUUUGAACCGAAAAGGAAUCAAAAAGUGGAUGCAUAACAUCAGGGAUGCCUGUAGGGAUCACAUGGAAGGCUACCACUACAGAUACGAGAUCAAUGCAGACCCCAGGUUAACAAACCUCAGCACCAACUCAGAUGUCUGACAAAGCGCCGAGGGCACGGGGCAGCGCACAGUAGCUAUGCAUGAAAAGUAGACUUACGCUUUACCCUCAUGCUUGGUUCCCUCUCCACAGAGAAAUCUCAAGACGUGCGUGUAACCUGAGGGGGACAUGCCUUCCUGUGCUGUCGAGUUCAUUUUUGUUUUGCGAUGCUGGGCAGCUGCACAUGGCGUUGGACUGUCCGUAGGAAAGAAGCUGCUACUUCUUUUUCCCCCUUAGCCAUUAUAUUUGUGGGAAAUUCUUUUUCAAGAUGUCAAAGAAAAAAGGAUUCUCUCUGGUGCUUCAAAGCCACCAGAGUUUUAUUAAAACGUUACUGAUGCAGACACCAUUCAACAAAAGCUGUCUCAACUUUUUGGGGAAAAAAAUGUUAUGUUUCUCUGUGCCAAUUUUGAUGUUGUAUAUCCAAAUUGUGAUGACAAUGGUUUCAUUUCAUAGGCUACAUUAAGAUUUAAAAAAAAAAA